This is a messenger RNA of Corvus hawaiiensis (hawaiian crow), 873 nucleotides long. Its product is annotated as translation initiation factor IF-2-like. Bases 1 to 564 code for a protein of 187 amino acids. Lineage: Eukaryota; Metazoa; Chordata; Aves; Passeriformes; Corvidae. The transcript is spliced from 4 exons. The record is from RefSeq and is a predicted model, not a curated record.
AUGGCUGACCAUAAUGGGGCCGCGACUCCGGACCCCUCCAAGGGACCAGCGCUGCCCUGGGACGCGCCGCGCUGCCCCGCCCGCCCACGGCGCAGUCCCCGCCCCGGGGCGGCGAAGGGGGGGCCUGGCCCCGGACCACAGGCACGGUCCUGGCCACAGGCAGGGCUCCGGACCACAGGCGCGGCCCUGGAGUACAAGCACGGCCCCGGCGCCGGCUCUGGCUCCUGCCCAGCGCUGCCGGCGCGGGGGCGGUUGCCAGGCGGCAAACGGGGCUGGCGGGGUUGCUCGGCCCGCGCUGUCCUGCGCCUGGUGCCCCGGGGGCAGAAAGGGAGAGCGCCAGGAUCCCCAGAGGUGCUGAUGCUGGGACUUCCAGGAAUGUGCGCUUCUCCCGGGCAGUACAAACACUUGUGUGCUCCUCAGACAGAUGCUCGAGGGCACUCAGACCAGCUGGCUUUGGGAAUGUGGGACGUCAGAAAGAAGAAAGGACUUGCCACCUGCCUGCAGAGCCUGCAAACCUCAGCAUGGUCUCUUCCUUCCAGCAGAAGCAUCCCUGGAUGUCAGUAAUCCCAGCAGGUCUUGUUUCUAACACCAGUGGACUUCACUGAGAGAUGCACGUGGCUGGGUGAGAGCCUGAGCCCUCAACCAUCAGCUCAAGCUGAUGACUACAACCAGGGCUCCAUGACACUGAAGAGCUGAAUCCAUCCCAGAUCCUGGACUGACAUGACAUUAAUAAACUGAAAAUGCUUUAUCAAAACUGCAGAGGCAAUUUAAAGCAAAUUCUUUGUCAGCAGAAAUUGACUUUCAAUGUACUCUUUCAACACAUGUAAAAUGAAAAGGAAAUAAGAGUUGUAUAUGUUGCUUCAUUGCAGCCAA